This is a messenger RNA of Pseudophryne corroboree (corroboree frog), 4064 nucleotides long. RefSeq names its product anti-Mullerian hormone receptor type 2 (gene AMHR2). The transcript is spliced from 12 exons. The record is from RefSeq and is a predicted model, not a curated record. Gene Ontology annotation, molecular function: ATP binding; transforming growth factor beta receptor activity; metal ion binding. Bases 284 to 1918 code for a protein of 544 amino acids. Gene Ontology annotation, cellular component: plasma membrane; signaling receptor complex. Gene Ontology annotation, biological process: cellular response to growth factor stimulus; protein phosphorylation; BMP signaling pathway. NCBI's taxonomy places the organism in Eukaryota, Metazoa, Chordata, Amphibia, Anura, Myobatrachidae.
ACACUCCCCCAGGAUAUCGUAACAGGCAAGAUUCGUCCUGUGUUGUGUAUCCUUGAGAUGUUAUUGUCCUCUCACCAGACCUGCCAGAUAGGGUUAGAAAGGAGAUCAGCAAUACAAGUGAGGGACAGGGGCUAUGGGACGUAGCGAUGAGAAAUGAUACAAUAAUAUUUAUAACAUUUAGCUGAUAGAUUAGGGUAUUUCUUUCUAAAAUCUAUAUAUCUAAAAUAAAUUCAGGUCAAGUGAAGUUGGUAUAAAUGAUUAGAUCCUGUACAAGACAGGGAAAAUGGUUAAAUGCCUACUACCUCUGCAUGUGAUAGGAAUGUCUCAUAAAGGAUUCAUCGUUCUCCUGAUCAUCUUUUCAGUACUUCUUCCAGAUGUCCAUCCUAAAGGAAUAUCCUGUGCUCUGCAUGAGAAUGCCUCUUACCCUGUUGGGUUACCUAUGGCGAAAUUUGGGGACGUAAAGGAGCCAGGAAAGAUACGCUGCAAUGAAAGUAACUGCUGUAUGGGAGUGUGGAUUAUCAGCAACGGAGAGUUCCAGCCUGUUGUAUUAGGUUGUUUUCCCUCACAUGCUGUGUGCAGAUCUGAGCUCUGUGUUCCUGAGUACAGGGAAGACAAAUACCAUUGCUUAUGUUCUUCAGACAUGUGUAAUGACAACAUCAGCCUUUCACAGCAGCACUUUCCGCAGAGAUGUGCCCCCUGGAACCUCUCCUGUGAUUGGAUGAGAUCUGCGAGGGAGCAGCCAUGGAAUGCACGCAGAUUCAGUGAUCACGUGGCUGUAUACGUGGCUAUCGUCUUGUUGGUAUUGUGCAUCAUUAUAGUCCCUAUAGUGAAGAAACUGAAACUGUCUGUACUGGUCAGAAGGGAGGACUUGCUGGCCCACCAGGAAACGCCAAUGCAAGGGGAGAACAGCCCCCCAACACUGCCAGUGGAGGGACUCAUUCUGCACAAGGUUUUCUCUUCAUCGGCGCUACAAGAAGAGGAUGUGGCUGCACACCUCUGGCUUGGUGAUCUGUAUGGGAAGGGUGUUAUUAUAAAAUGCUUCCCACCAACAUCAAGAAAGCUUUACAGCCAGGAGUGGCGGAUCCUCAACCUUUUGAUGCCUCUGCAGCAUGAGAACAUUGUCUGCUUCCUGGCAGCCGGUACCGGUACUGCAGGAAUACUGGAACACCAACAGUUUUUAGUCCUUCAGCAUUACCCUGAGGGCUCUUUGAAGCGCUACUUGACUGGUCGAACCACUGAUUGGGACAUUGCUUGCCGAAUGGCCAUUUCCUUAGCCAGAGGCCUGGCCUUCCUCCAUACCAACAUACAGCGUGAAGGCAUAUGGAAACCUGCAAUUGCUCACCGAGAUCUCAGCAGUGACAACAUCUUGGUGAACGCAGAUUCUUCUUGUGUAAUAUCAGACUUUGGUCUGUCUGUGGUGCUAGAGGAUUACCAAAUGAAGAAGAAGCCACAGGAGCCGGCUCCGCUAAACAUGACAGGAACACUACGCUAUAUGUCCCCAGAGAUGCUGGAUGGCUCCCUGAAUCUUAAGUCCUGGGAGUUGGCCCUAACUCAGGUCGAUGUGUAUUCCCUUGGCCUUCUCCUCUGGGAGAUAUUCAGUCGUUGCAACGACUUGUAUGCAGAUCAUCAGUCUCCGGAGUUUCGGGUUGUUUUCUUGGAUGAGCUGGGUUCAAACCCCAGCCUGGAUGAGCUGCGAUCAUUGGUGGUGGAGAACAAACAACGGCCACAACUCCCCAAGAACUGGAACAAAAAUCUCCAGCUCUACAAGACAUUGUGUGAGACACUGGAGGAUUGCUGGGACCCUGACAAUGAUGCUCGUCUGACUGCGCAAUGCGCAGAGCAGAGACUGUGUGACCUAUUUCUCAUGCCCUUCAGUCUGCUGCCAGAGGACGCUCUUCAUAACAACGGGAAUAUCUGAUUCCGGACAUCUCCUUGUCUGAAACAUACAGCAAAAUAAAUCUAAUCUAUUGGGUUAUAUAAUUACAUUUCCUCUUCUUGAGAAUGUCUGGCCGUUUGGCUAUAAAAAGCAUAUGUGACUUUAGGAAAUCAUAGCAAGAACAGGCCACUGUAUACACAUGUGCUAGAGAACAGACAACGCAGUAAAAGUGUUACAUGUAGAAUGUACUUUGGAUGCUUUUUCUUCUGAUAGGGAUUUAAUCCAUGACAGAUUUACUGGAUCAACUGAUUACUCUUCAUGUUAAUAUGCCUGCAGCAGGAGUUAGCCACAUUACAUGAAAUAAUUAGUGUAACAGUGGUGCAUGCAUUUACUAUAGUUUGUCUCAUAUAAGUUGAUCAACCUUAUCAGUGACUCCAUGUUCUCUCUGUACCUGGUGCUCGGUGUCAGAAUCGAUGGUGGAGAGUAGUUGCAUUUAACAUGUAAAAGAUAUUAUUCUCUACUCAAAACAGGUCUGACGCUUUCAUAGCCACUGCUACCUCUCUCUAAGACUCAUGGGGUCUAGUACUUAUCAAGCAAUUCUGACCUUAAGUUAAAAUAUGUGGAAUCUGCUGUUUCCACAUGCUUAAAGACCGAACUAAAUAUGCCUUAAAUUUAACAAGACAUAAAGCAGGAGAUAGCGGAGCUAUCUCCUGUUUUCCACCGCCAGCCCUCGCAUCAGCUCUUCCCAUAGGAGUAGUUUACAAGAUCCACAAAGUGUACAGCAGCUUUCCAGAUCUUGCAUGUGUGGGAAAACUUACUGUCAUAGGGCAGCCCUGCCGGUAAGGGGUCUUGCCAUACCUCUCCCGUACGCUGAAGCUGUUGCAAUUCCAAUUGUGAUAUUUCUGCAUAGUGGAAGAGCAGCUGAAAAGCAGCACAUUAGCCAGGGUCAGAACACGGAAGCAAAGUCAUCUGCCAUGUGAUCACUUUGAUUCUUACUGAUCACCGGAAUGUGCUCUGAAUAGAGCCCAUGUCCUGGCGACUUUGAUUGGAAAUCUCCCCUGAAAAAAAGAAUCCUUAUUGCCACUACAAGGAUUUUUAAUUUUAUGGGGCUGGCCACAAUUUAUAAUAAAUAUGCCACUACGUGCAAUUUGUAAGUUGUGUUUAAACAGUCAUUUGGUCUGAUUCAGAGCCACACGUAAUCCCGAUGUUCUUGUAGUUGGGUGAUUAUUUGCAAUUGUGCAUGGCAAAACAUUCCACAGCCCCCUAUAACCGAUGCAUUACACAGAGUAAAUGAACAAUGGUGCUGUUGUGAUUUAUUCAGAGAAGUGGCAAAAAUUUGAUGGGCGUUCCUGGAUGGUGACUAGGAGGUGGCUUCUAGUGCAUGCAAAAAUGGCCCGUUCAGUGGGUGUAUUAUGGGAGUUGUCAAUGCAAGAGGCUGUGUUCACAAAUGCACAGCCGCAGGCAUAGCGGGACGUGGUCAGACAGGGAAGCUGCACCUGCCAUAGGACUGGUACAAUCUUCGAUGGUGUAACCAAUGGUGGCAUAUAGGACACACCUAUGGGUAGUACAGCGUGCAUGGGUUCUAAAAGUGGGCAUCUCAGUCCUUGCACAUUCAAAUGCACAAAUGUACAAAAGGGGAGGAGUUUGUGGAUCCCUUGCAUAAACUUACAGAUGGGUGACCACCAAUAGACGCUGCUGCGUUUGUUGUGUGCCCGACCCAGGCUCAUUGUAUGAAAUACUAUCUGGCAUUUGCAAUCUGAACUUUAUUUUCCUUUCUGGAUCUUCAGCAUAAAUUCAGAUUACGGCUGAGUUCUUCAUGUAAUGAUCAUUAUUGUCACUUCUCCCAACUUUGCAAAGUCUUUUUUUUUUUUUCAAAAUAUGUUUAUGCGUUUUCAAAAUAUCUCACAAAAAAGGAGAUAUGGAAUAUGUAUAAUGGUACAAGGUGGUUGGGUAAAAGAAUACACAUUCAUUUUUUACAUACGAGUAUAUAAACAGUAAAAAAAAAAAAACACACAAUAGCUAUAAGUCAAAGUGGAUGCAAUUUGAAUUCCCAUGGUCAAAAGGAUAAGUACUGUAUCACAGCCAAAGGAAAAGCAAUUGGCAUGCUAACAUACUAUGUGUUCUCAUAAACUAUGUAUAUAUAUUCUUGUAAUCAGUUCGUAACUUAACAAUAAAGUCUUAAAUAAAG